GUAACUUCUUUAAGAUGCAUUGCUCUCCCUUUACUCAGCCGCAUCUUCGGAUCUAGACAGCACGAUGCCCGUGAACUAUGGCAAAAGUGACCAUGCAGCAGUCACAGGUAGCAGCUUCCUUUUCAUCGACUCCCAAAGCGACCAGUCGAUAUCCUCAGCUGCCAGCAAGCAGAAACGCGCCUUUCUCCAGCGGGAAUUCAGGCGCAAGCAGAAAGAGGCAUCGAUACAGCGACUCAAGUCCUCGAUCCAGCCAUUCCGAGCGCAGUUACCGUUGAGGUACGAGGCUGCAACUACAACCCCCGGUCUCGACGACGGAGUUGAACAGACAAGCGGACUUGCUGCUGUUGCUGCGGCAGAUGGAGACUAUACCAAUCAUACUAGCAGCAAGCCAAAACAGAUUGUACGGAUUCAGUCUCCAAUGUCACUCGUGAGCCAGGCCUUCGUGGACCCGUUUUCAUCCUCUGUGGUGGAAAUGACAUCGAGCAUGAAUUCGUACUUUGAUCACUUCCGAAUCCAUACCAUAAAACACUGCUACCCACUGGACGCAACACGGAUGAGCAUGUGGCACUGGCAGAAAGCGAUUGCCCAGCCCGCGCUCUUACAAGCGCUGCUCUGCUCUACUGCUGGGCACCAAUUGAUUCUCAACACGGUCGAGGGCGUCCCGACCCUGACUUUUCAGAACUCGACAAAAGAAUUUCUCCGUUUACGAGGGGACGCCCUCAAGACGUUGAAUGGGGUUCUACGGGAUUCGAUGAGGGCUGUUGCUGAGUCGACUAUUCUUGUUAUCGCCUCACUUGUGGCGAUUGAGGCUAUCAGCGCCACGGUCGAAGCGGCCGAAGCCCAUAACAAAGGCCUAAAGAGCCUCGUCGACGUUUUCGGUGGCAUCGAAGCCCUCGACCACAUGACCCUUUCCAAAGUCUAUCAAAGCGACGUCUUCCGCGCAAUCCUCACAAACACCCACCCAACCUUCCCGCUGUCCCCAAAAUGGCGCAGCGAAAUCCUACAGGAGGCAAAAGUUUUCCAAUCAGUCGACUUCCUCCUCCCCUUCUACAACAACGCCAACACCAACAACCCAGACAACCCCUUAAUAGAAAUAAUGAAAACGCUCUCCUCGCUUGGAACCUCCUUCUUCAAAGCCCCAUGGUACAUGUCUCUCGACCCAAGCAUGAAGAGCUUCCUGCACGUUAUGAAACGACUCAUACAGUACUAUGAAAUCGCGCAGCUAAGCCCGUCAAUCAUCAUGCCGACGGAUAAUGAUCUCUUUCUUCUGCUCGAGUACCAGCUUGUCAACGUGACAUAUCCCGUUUCUCAUAAUGGGUUCAAUGAGCCGCUGCGGUUGGCGUUGCUGAUUUAUCUGAAUAUGCGCAUUUGGCAUCUGCAUAGUUUCCCGUAUAUGGCGUAUCUGACUGGGUAUUUAAGGACGGCGCUUGAGGGAGCGCUGGCAAGACUAAGGGGGGAUGCUCCUAGGUUGCUUUUUUGGAUUUUGUUUAUUGGGGACAUGGCGUCUUUGGGGCAUGAGGGGCAUUCGUGGUUUGUUGAAAGGCUGGCUGAGAUUGGGUACGAGCAUCUUGGGAUUAGAGGGUGGAGUGAGGCAAGGGAGGUUCUAGUUGGGUAUUUCUAUACGGAUCAACCUGGUGAUAGUGGAGGGGAGGAUCUAUGGGGUGAGGUGUUUUUAAGGGGUAGAGCAAUUACGCUUGUUUAGAUAUAGAAAUAUUACACAGUCACAUUUAU
Messenger RNA from Aspergillus calidoustus, 1731 nucleotides. The record is from the annotation of a GenBank genome assembly. Lineage: Eukaryota; Fungi; Ascomycota; Eurotiomycetes; Eurotiales; Aspergillaceae.